UCUCCAAGGGGCGGUGUUGUUCGCUAGGGUGAUACGAAAGCAUGAGAGAGAGAAAGACUGAGGGGGAUAGAGAGAGAGGAAGAGAGUGAAGAGAGUGAGAGACGCUACGCCUGUCGCUUACUGGAAUAACCAGCGCCUCCUCCACUCACCAAAACCAGUUGACAAAAGGGCGCAGCUUGUCCUGAUUUUUAUAUUUCUCUAGGCCUGUGCAAAAAGUUUCGGAUUGGAUUGAAUUCGACAAACAAUUUUGUUCCACACCUUUCGAAAUUUGUACUUGGUCCAAAGUCUGGUGCGCAACUAGUUCAGGAGCGCGACUUUACAGAAGGUAAAUAGUUGUUUUCAGUUAGAGUGGACUUACACCAUGAGAGAGGAGCGGUGUUGGUCGGGAUGUUCCGGACUAGCCCUCUGCGGACUUCUGGUCUUCCUUCUGGGGAUGUCUGUCCAGCCAGCACAGGCUGGAUGCGGUGAGAGAGAGUCGCCCAACUGUUGCAGUGGUCGGAACAAUGAAUGUUUUGAGUACACAAAGCGAAAAACUGUGUGUUAUUGUGACACAUACUGCCAGAAAACCGGGGACUGCUGCGAAGACUACAAGAGCGUGUGUCAAAUAUCCGCAGCUAUAGACUGUGUUGUGGGCUCAUGGGGGGCCUGGUCUCCGUGCUCCUCUCCGUGUGGGGGGGGCAGCACGGAGCGCAGUCGGCAGGUGCUCACACCCCCCCGCUACGGGGGCACCCCCUGCCCCGACCUCAAGCAGCGCCGCGGCUGCUUGGACACGCACGUCAUAUGUUUCACAUUUUCAGAGGUGGCUAAAAUCCUGCCUGUCCUCAAGAGGAAUUUUAAGGACCCCUGGAGAAGACCCCAUAUGCUUAUGAAAGAGGAGAAGCCCAGCUACUGUGUGUACAUGCGUGUGAAGCGGUCCAGUGUGGUGUGUAAGCAGAGGGUAUGGACAGCCCAGCUGGUGCACGAGCGCUCGCUGUGUGUCGAGUGUCAGAGUGACGCCAUGGCAACCGACAGCCGCUGUGCUGGUGAUGGGUUAGAGGCCAACAAAACAUUCUGGACUGCUGCAUCUGCACCUGGUUGCCAUGGUUCCUGGGUGAGGGAGUCGCUGGUUGAAAAGUGCCGCUGCCCUCCGCAUUCCGUGCUGUUUGUCUGAGCAGAAAUGCUCCCAAACCCCCCCACACCCCCCACAUCUCACAUAAAGAGACAUGGUACAGCCACAUGGCUCCCUGUUAACCAAUAAUAGCUCAUCCAGAAACGUUGGGAGGCUACCAUUUGGAGACAAGUGGGGUUGGUAUCUCUCCAGUCUCUGAUUACGCUCAUGUUACACUACACUUCUAUUACCCCAAUCAUAAGUAUUGUAACACUUUUUUUAUAAAGUAUUUAGAAUCACGUUCCACGAGAACACAAUGAUAGCCCCAUUUCUGUUUUUAUCCUGGCCCCUGCUAUCUACCUCCUAUGAUUCUGUUGCCUUUAAAUAUAUGUUAUGUACAAUUAUUAUGAAAUUAUUACUAUUUUUUUUUUUGAUUUAUACAUCCACUCUUUGUGUAUCUGAAUACUGUAUGUCUUUGUACACCUGUUUUUUAUGUGUUUGUCAUUUUGGAAUGUUUGCCGUGUGUCUGAAUGAAUGUGUGUUUGUGGCAACAUUUUGACUGUGUGUGACAUGUGCACUUGACUUGUGGAUUGUUCUUUGGGAACUCGAUGUGACAGCACAGUUUGUAUGUUUAUAUGUACUGUUGUGUUGUCUUGUGUUGUGUUGUUUUGUUAUUGUAUUCUGUUCUAUCAAAAUCCAAAGUCAUUUCAGAGAGCUCAGCACAUAGGACCAGGUGAGGUUGCAGGACCUGUACAGCAUGUACUUUGCUUCUCAGAUCGAAGCAGCGUCUGGACCAGAUCUGGGCCAUAUAUCAGCACCACAUGUGGGCCAGAUCUGGGCCGUAUCAGCGCCACGUGUGGGCCAGAUCAGGGCCAGCUGUGGGCCGUCAGCUCCAGCUUUGUCGGGUCCGGCUGGGUUAAGGGCCGUUCACACCAGGAACGCAGCAUAUAACGAUAACAGCAAAAACUUAAAAAGGAUAGAAGUCUUGCUCUAGUUGAUAUGAAUGACAACGUCCACAUUGCAUACUAUAUAACGAUAACAACAUUAAGAACGAUAUCGUUGGUGAUCACUCUCAGAGUGUUUUUAAAAAUGAUUAAAAAAAACUGACAGCCAACGAGGAUCCAUCAAAUUUAAAAAUCAUAUUUAUCAACAUGAGAGACUAUCUUUGGUCUAUCGUUGGUCAGUGUGGACGCUCAUGUGGUUAUAGUUACGGUUGCCUGUGUAGUUUUUGUUCCUGUUGUUAACAGCCCUUUAUAAAUGAAACCAUUUGCCUGGCUGUAGCUCGUUGCCAUCAUAAGCGACUCCUCCAGAUGUCUAGCCUGCUUAUUUAGCUGUCCAGUCGUGGUCCGUGACACAUUGUCAGGCCUCACGGAGCAUGUCUUUGAAGAGUUCACACAUAGUGAUCGGUAAUCGCCAAGUAAGCGCUGAUUUGCCUCCUAUCUGGGGCUUUCGUUGGCGACUUCCAAAAUCUGUCGGUGUCUGUAAAAUCGUGUAGUGUGAUCUACAUUGAUGGAAAUGCAGUAGAAAGAAAGAUCUGGAACCUGCAGCUUGAUAGCAAGAGCAAAAGAGAGAGUAGAGUCCUGUACCUGCCUUACCUUACCUUACCUUAUCUUUUUUUUCUUGUUUGUUAUCCUACUGGAAUCAGUGAAAGCCAUUAAGAAAAAACUGUCCCACAACCAAAUCUUUCACUAGAGUACGGGGCACACUUGUGUGCACGUGCACGCACACGUACAUGCACACACACACACACACACACACACACAAGCACGCACACACACACACACACACACACACUCUCCUAAAUAGAAAUACUGUUAAGGGCAGUGCACACCAGGAACAAUAACUAUAACCAUAACUAUAACCAUAACGAUAAAAGCGUCCACACUGACCAACGAUAAGCAAAGUCUCCUUGUGUUAAUGAAUUUGAUGGCUAAAAUGUGAUGAGUUCUGAUUGGCUGUUAGCUUUUUAUCAUUCUCAAAAUCGCUCUGAAGGUGAUCCCCAACGAUAUUGUUCUUCAUAGUGUUAUUGUUACAGUUUAUGUGUAAACGUCGUCAUUCAUAUCAACGAGUACGAUAUGUUUUAUCGUUAUAGUUCUUGGUGUGAACACUCUUAAAAAGGGUAUACUUUUGUUCAUACAUGAAUCCAUUGUUCAGGAUUAUAUCUGAACAGGUCUACAGGUGUGACUUCACUUAUAAUGUUAUUCAAAAAUACAUAUACACAUAAAAAUACACUACAAACCGACUCUUAUAAUGUCAAUCAAUAAAAUAUGCUGUUACAAA
Messenger RNA from Alosa sapidissima (American shad), 3367 nucleotides. Its product is annotated as somatomedin-B and thrombospondin type-1 domain-containing protein. NCBI's taxonomy places the organism in Eukaryota, Metazoa, Chordata, Actinopteri, Clupeiformes, Clupeidae. The record is from RefSeq and is a predicted model, not a curated record.